Osmerus eperlanus (European smelt) is the source of this 3146-nucleotide messenger RNA. Its product is annotated as zinc finger protein 271-like. Lineage: Eukaryota; Metazoa; Chordata; Actinopteri; Osmeriformes; Osmeridae. The record is from RefSeq and is a predicted model, not a curated record. The transcript has 3 exons. Bases 385 to 1830 code for a protein of 481 amino acids.
GGUUUGUAUCCACGGUAACGUGAGCUCUAAAUCAAUGUAGUUUGUCAAACGUAAAGUGAAGUUUCCCUACGUUUUAACAUUGUGAACAUUUAUUGUGAGCUCUGUUGCAGUUCUAACUACUAUGAAGAUGCAGACAGUCUUGUGAGUCUCAAGAUCCCCUACUGGCCAAUCAUACUUGAUCAUGGGCGGAUACUAGACAGAGAAGACACCUUAAGGCUCCAGAGAGACUACAGCGACUCAACUAGAGACUACAGAGAGAGACUCAACCAGAAACAGCAGUAACCAGACAGGAUCAACCGGGGAGAAACACAUUUCCAGAGACUAGAUACAAAACAGGAUCCAGAGAGACCAGACAGAGAACAAAGAGAGAGAGAGAGCUGAGUUAUGGAGACACAUCACUGUGAUACAUGUGGGAAGAGCCUUUCCUCAUCCAGUAGCCUCAAGAAGCACAUGAGAAUCCACACUGGAAAGAAGCCCUACAGCUGUGACCUCUGUGGUAAAACCUUUAGCAGUGAUAGCAGUUUGACAGUUCACAGCAGAAUCCACAGUGGAGAGAAGCCCUACAGCUGUGACCUCUGUGGUAAAACCUUUAGCCAGAAUUACAAUUUUAGAAGGCACCUCAGGAUCCACACUGGAGAGAAGCCCUACAGCUGUGACCUCUGUGGUAAAACCUUUAGUCAGGCUGACCAUUUCAGAGUUCAUAGCAUGAUCCACACUGGAGAGAAGCCCUACAGCUGUGACAUCUGUGGUACAACCUUUAGCCAGGCUGGCGAUUUCAGAAUUCAUAGCAGGAUCCACACUGGAGAGAAGCCCUUCAGCUGUGACCUCUGUGGUAAAACCUUUAGCAGAGCCAACCAUUUCACUGUUCACCGCAGAAUACACACUGGAGAGAAGCCCUACAGCUGUGACCUCUGUGGUAAAACCUUUAGCCAGGCUGGCCAUUUCAGAGCUCAUAGCAGGAUCCACACUGGAGAGAAGCCCUACAGCUGUGACCUCUGUGGUAAAACCUUUCGCAGAGUUAACCAUUUAACAGUUCACCGCAGAAUCCACACUGGAGAGAAGCCCUACAGCUGUGACCUCUGUGGUAAAACCUUUAGAGGUGAAAGCAGUUUUACAGCUCACCGCAGAAUCCACACUGGAGAGAAGCCCUACAGCUGUGACCUCUGUGGUAAAACCUUUAGCCAGGCUGGCGAUUUCAGAGUUCAUAGCAGGAUCCACACUGGAGAGAAGCCCUUCAGCUGUGACCUCUGUGGUAAAACCUUUCGCAGAGCUAACCAUUACACAGUUCACCGCAGAAUCCACACUGGAGAGAAGCCCUACAGCUGUGACCUCUGUGGUAAAACCUUUAGCCAGGCUGGCCAUUUCAGAGUUCAUAGCAGGAUCCACAUUGGAGAGAAGUCCUACAGCUGUGACCUCUGUGGUAAAACCUUUAGUAGUGAAAGCAGUUUGACAGUUCACAGCAGAAUCCACACUGGAGAGAAGCCCUACAGCUGUGACCUCUGUGGUAAAACCUUUAGCCAGAAUUACAAUUUUAGAAGGCACCUCAGGAUCCACACUGGAGAGAAGCCCUACAGCUGUGACCUCUGUGGUAAAACCUUUAGCAAUGAUAGCAGUUUGACAGUUCACAGCAGAAUCCACACUGGAGAGAAGCCCUACAGCUGUGACCUCUGUGGUAAAACCUUUAGCCAGAAUUACAAUUUUAGAAGGCACCUCAGGAUCCACACUGGAGAAAAGGCCUACAGCGGUGACCUCUGUGACUAUUCAGGUAAAACAAAUGACCAUCUGAAGAGUCGCCUGCGUGUCCACAAUAGAAAAAACCCAAAGCAGUGAUGUCUGGGGCCAAGCUGUCCCAGCAGUCACCACCUAAAAGAACUUCUGUAUGACCCAAGUUUUCAUGUCAUGUUUGGUAUUAAUUUCGUAUUUUAUGCAUCACGUUUGAAGGAUUCUUAAUCUUUAGUGUCUAGUAAUGUUUUCAGUGUUGUAAAAUGUAUAUUUGCUGGUUUGAUAGCCUAGAGUUUUGUCGUGCAGAGGCCCAAAAUGUGUUUACAUAUUCUCUUGUCUUGCAAAGGAAUAUUUGGCUUACUGCAGCCAAGUACCGGUGAUGGUCCAUUUGAAUUUGUAUGUGUCAGGCAAUUGUUUCUUCAUAUAGCCGGCAUCGCUACUUUAGUAUGCAGGAUGGGUUUACAAAAGGAGAAGCUAAACCAAUCACUGAGUUUGAUUAGCCUCCUAUACUUGCUCAGGUUAGGUGCGCUAUGUUUAUUUGCAUUUAAAAUACCUUUGUUAUUGUUUGCUCUGAAGGUAGCGUUUGUUUCUGUAUUGAUUUUGUUACAUUGUCAUAAUGUAUUGAUUAUCUUACUAUUUUGAUAAUAAACUAUGUUUUUGCAUUUAAAGUUACUUGUCCUUGUGCCUGCUUUCAAUGUUUGGACAAUAUUAUUUGCUGGAGUCCUAAGUCACUAUCAAGAGAGAGCCUUUUUAUGUGUCCCUGACAAAGAAGAGGUGAAUAUGAGUUGUAUGUGCUGGUUUUAAAAUGUAAUACCAUUUCAUGUAUUUUAAGUUGUUAUGUGUCCACAGGAGGAUUGGUUUUCACCACUGUUCUACCCUUUAGUCUGAUAGCUGAGUUCCAGUUCAAGUCUUUUAUUGUCAGAUGCACAGAACAACACAAGGUCAGACUGGGCACUGAAAUUCUUAGGACACGACAACGCAAAGCAACCUGGCAUAACAUAUAAGUACCCUGAACAUAGAUUACAUCUAUGAUAAGAAAAUAACAACUCCUAAAUAUACAAAAUAAUAUACAAUACAGUAUACUUAACCUGUAAUAAUACACAUAUUAACCUACACUAACCGUAUAAACCUAUACUAACCUAAAGACAAGUGGGGUAACAAUUAGUGCAAUAUUGCUGAUAGUACAACCAGUAGCUGAAAGUGACAGUGUGUAAAGUGGUUAGUGAGAAAGUGGUGAGAAUGUGUCCAUUCAGAAGCCUGAUGGCCCUUGGAAAAUAAACUAUUCUCCAGUCUACGUGUGCGAGACCGAAUGCUUCAGUAUUGCCCGCCUGAAGGCAACGGGGUAAAAAGACUGAAGGAUGGGUGGUAACAGUCUCUUUGAAUCCUGCCAGCUUUCCUGAAGCAUCGUGUGGUAGGUGUCCUGU